AUGCGCGCCGCGAACAGUCCACUGAUUUAGACGUCAUUGGGAAACAUGGCGGUGUGCUUUAUGUUGGGACGAGUUUCCACAAGUUUAACUUUACUUCCCCGAAUUGUGCAUAAAAAUGUUGUCUCUCCUCCGCGACUGCUGGCGAGAACGUGUUUUAAAAGAGACCUGUCACUGACUCAUCGCUUCUCUUCAGCACUAAAGUACACAGACAAACACGAGUGGGUGCGAGUGGAAAACGGCAUAGGUACUGUGGGCAUCAGUAACUUUGCUCAGGAAGCUUUGGGUGAUGUGGUGUAUUGUGGUCUUCCUGAAGUUGGCACAAAAUUCUCUCAAUCGGAUGAGUUCGGUACUCUGGAGAGCGUGAAGGCAGCAAGCGAGCUGUACUCUCCUUUAACAGGGGAGGUGACCGAAGUUAACCAGGAACUUUCUGACAAUCCUGGACUGGUCAAUAAGUCAUGCUACAAAGAUGGCUGGCUGAUAAAAAUGACCGUCUCAGUACCAGAAGAACUGGAUGCUCUAAUGGAUGAAGCAGCGUACGAGAGAUACGUCAAGUCUAUAGAGGAAUAGACAAGCCUCGUGUGCAGGGAUUUAAGAGUUUCCUGUCGUCCUGUGGGAGAAAAUGAAAGACAAUACGGUUGACUGUGAACUGAACACUAAUAACGUGUAGGAGUAAAAAAUAAAAUAUCUGCGGUUUUCAGAUUAACUACAAUAUUCACAUUUAUAAUGUUGACAGAUAACACAAAUGCACAAAUAAAUAAAUAAAAGGUCA
Tachysurus fulvidraco (yellow catfish) is the source of this 769-nucleotide messenger RNA. It is a transcript of the gene gcsha, whose product is annotated as glycine cleavage system protein H (aminomethyl carrier), a. Gene Ontology annotation, biological process: glycine decarboxylation via glycine cleavage system; protein lipoylation. The record is from RefSeq and is a predicted model, not a curated record. Gene Ontology annotation, cellular component: glycine cleavage complex; mitochondrion; cytoplasm. The coding region runs from base 46 to 567 and encodes 173 amino acids. Lineage: Eukaryota; Metazoa; Chordata; Actinopteri; Siluriformes; Bagridae. The transcript is spliced from 5 exons.